CUGCGAGCUCUGGGAGGCUGGGAGGGGAGUGAGGGGAGAGGCGCUGACUGGGCAGUCCAAAGAGGAGGGGGCCUUUUAUAGGCUCGCCCAGCGCCUGGUUUGCUGCACCGCGAGUGGCUGCGGUUAGCGAAGCAGCCCGCUACCUCGCGCCACUUCUCCACGACAAAUUUUCGCCUGUGCACUUGACAGCGAUCGUACUAAAGCUCCCAGAGCGCUUUUUGCUUAGGGAGGAACAGGUAGGAGGCGCGGGCUGCCCCGUGCACGCUUGCAGCUCUGGAAGGAGUCUCCACGACUUGGUUGGCUGUCCUUUCUGGUAGCUGCCUGUUGUCCCGGGCGUUGGUUUGUGGGCUACAAGGGGACAGUGCCUGCCGUGGGAGCCGGGCUAAGUCCCAUCCCAGAGCGCGGCUGUGCGCGGCCCGGCGCCAUGCUUCUGCUGGGCAUCUCAAUCCUGGCUCUUGCCUGGCGACCUGCUGGCAGCUCCGAGCCGGAGUGGGAGGUGGUCGUUCCAAUCCGACGGGACCCGGACAUCAAUGGCCGCCACUACUACAGGAGGGGUACGGAGGACUCCGGGGAUCAGGGUCUCAUUUUUCAGAUCACAGCUUUCCAGCAGGACUUUUACCUACACCUGACGCCGGAUGCCCAGUUCCUGGCUCCCGCCUUCGCUACAGAGUAUCUAGGUGUCCCCUUCCAGAGGCUCACCGGCAGCUCUCUAGACCUGCGACACUGCUUCUACUCCGGGUACGUCAACGCGGAGCCAGACUCCUUUGCUGCUGUGAGCCUGUGCGGGGGUCUCCGCGGAGCCUUCGGCUACCGAGGUGCGGAGUAUGUCAUUAGCCCUUUGCCCAACGCCAGCGCGCCGGCGGCGCAGCGUCACAGCCAGGGCGCACACCUUCUCCAGCGCCGGGGUGCUCCGGUAGGGCCUUCCGGAGACCCUACCUCUCGCUGCGGGGUAGCCUCGGGCUGGAACCCCGCCAUUCUGAGGGCCCUGGACCCUUACAAGCCACGGCAGACGGGCGUGGGGGAGAGUCACAGUCGGCGCAGGUCUGGGCGCGCCAAGCGCUUCGUGUCUAUCCCACGGUACGUGGAGACACUGGUGGUGGCGGACGAGUCAAUGGUCAAGUUUCACGGCGCGGACUUGGAACAUUAUCUGCUGACGCUGCUGGCCACGGCGGCGCGACUCUACCGCCACCCCAGCAUCCUCAACCCCAUCAACAUCGUUGUGGUCAAGGUGUUACUCCUAGGAGACCGCGACACCGGGCCCAAGGUCACAGGCAACGCUGCCCUGACUCUGCGCAACUUCUGUGCCUGGCAGAAAAAGCUGAACAAAGUGAGCGACAAGCACCCUGAGUACUGGGACACAGCCAUCCUCUUCACCAGACAGGACCUAUGUGGGGCUACCACCUGUGACACCUUGGGCAUGGCUGAUGUGGGUACCAUGUGUGAUCCUAAGAGAAGCUGUUCUGUCAUCGAGGACGAUGGGCUUCCGUCGGCCUUCACCACUGCCCAUGAGCUGGGCCACGUGUUCAACAUGCCUCACGACAACGUGAAGGUGUGCGAAGAGGUGUUUGGGAAGCUCAGAGCCAACCACAUGAUGUCGCCGACACUCAUCCAGAUUGAUCGUGCCAACCCCUGGUCAGCCUGCAGUGCUGCUAUCAUCACUGACUUCCUGGACAGUGGGCACGGUGACUGCCUCCUGGACCAGCCCAGCAAGCCCAUCUCCCUGCCCGAGGACCUGCCAGGCACAAGCUACAGUCUGAGCCAACAGUGCGAGCUGGCCUUUGGGGUGGGCUCUAAGCCCUGUCCUUAUAUGCAGUACUGUACGAAGCUGUGGUGCACGGGCAAGGCCAAGGGGCAGAUGGUGUGCCAGACCCGCCACUUCCCUUGGGCAGAUGGCACCAGCUGUGGAGAGGGCAAGUUCUGCCUCAAGGGGGCCUGCGUGGAGAGACACAACCCAAACAAGUACCGGGUGGACGGCUCUUGGGCCAAGUGGGAACCGUACGGCCCCUGCUCUCGCACCUGCGGUGGGGGCGUGCAGCUGGCCCGCAGGCAGUGCAGCAACCCCACCCCUGCCAACGGCGGGAAGUACUGCGAGGGAGUGAGAGUGAAAUACAGAUCCUGCAACCUGGAGCCCUGCCCCAGCUCAGCCUCUGGCAAGAGCUUCCGGGAGGAGCAAUGUGAGGCUUUCAAUGGCUACAAUCACAGCACCAACCGGCUCACCCUAGCUGUAGCAUGGGUACCCAAGUACUCCGGCGUAUCGCCACGGGACAAAUGCAAGCUCAUCUGCCGAGCCAAUGGCACUGGCUACUUCUAUGUGCUAGCACCUAAGGUGGUGGAUGGUACGCUGUGUACUCCCGACUCCACCUCGGUCUGUGUCCAAGGCAAGUGCAUCAAGGCUGGCUGCGACGGGAACCUGGGCUCCAAGAAGAAGUUUGACAAAUGCGGGGUGUGUGGUGGAGACAACAAGAGCUGCAAGAGGGUCACAGGGCUUUUCACCAAGCCUAUGCAUGGUUACAAUUUUGUAGUGGCCAUCCCUGCAGGCGCCUCCAGCAUUGACAUCCGCCAGCGUGGCUACAAGGGGCUCAUUGGGGAUGACAACUACCUGGCCCUGAAGAAUAGCCAAGGCAAAUACCUGCUCAACGGACACUUCGUGGUAUCUGCUGUAGAGCGGGACUUGGUGGUAAAGGGCAGCCUGCUCCGGUACAGUGGUACUGGUACUGCGGUAGAGAGCCUGCAGGCUUCUCGACCGAUCCUGGAGCCGCUGACCGUGGAGGUCCUGUCGGUGGGGAAGAUGACGCCACCCCGGGUGCGCUACUCCUUCUAUCUGCCCAAAGAGCCUCGGGAGGACAAGUCCCCUCGCCCCAAGGACCCUCGGGGUUCCCCAGUGCUGCGCAACAGUGUUCUCAGCCUUUCCAACCAAGUAGAGCAGCCAGACAACAGGCCGCCUGCACGCUGGGUGGCAGGCAGCUGGGGGCCUUGCUCGGUAAGCUGUGGCAGUGGCCUACAGAAGCGAGCAGUGGACUGUCGGGGCUCCCUGGAGCAGCGAGGAACCUCUGCUUGCGAUGCAGCUCAUCGACCAGUGGAGAAACGAGCCUGUGGGGAACCCUGUCCAACCUGGGAGCUCGGCAACUGGUCGCCCUGCUCUAAAAGCUGUGGCCGAGGAUUUAAAAGGCGUCCGCUCAAGUGUGUUGGUCACGGAGGGAGGCUGCUGGCUCGGGACCAGUGUGAACUACGGCGCAAGCCCCAGGAAUUAGACUUCUGUGUCUUGCGGCCCUGCUGAGGGGGACUGUCUCUUCCACUCCUUUAUUCUCCACCCACUGUUGUGCUGGUGCUGCGGUCAGCUGGAGCAGAGGAUGGCGGUCAGUGGCCUGUGUCACAGUGUCACUCAAAUCCAGAACAAGGACCAUGGGUCUGGGCGAGAGGUUCCUUCCUCCUUGGACCGGGCAGGGGGAAGCUAACUAAUGCACAGUCUACCUCAUGCCCUGCUCCUCGGGGCCCAGUUGUGGGGAGAGGCUCCAACAGAUGGGUGCUGGGCAGAAGGUGCUGAAGCCCAGCUUCCAGGAACCUGGAAGUUGGGUGCCUUCCAGGCAGAACAUCAGGGACCUUGGCCCCCCUAACGGAGGCCACAGGCUGCUGGAAGAGCCAUGGCCUGCAGCUUGGCACCCUCAGGUGAUCCCAGGAGCUUUGACAUAUCCCUGAACAAGGCAGGGUUCUCACGGUGCUUUCAACCCUCUUUCUUUCUGACUGAUGUGGACCUAACAUUAAAAUUGUUCAGGGGUCACUAGAAGCCAAAGGGACAAGGAGAUGGGGUUCAUUUGGGUGCAACUGCCCUGUUUGGGAAAAGGUGGAUCUGUACAGGGGGUUCCGUGUUUGCUCUUCUUCCAUCGUGGCCCUCCUUGAAAAACCAGCACUUUGGAACCCGGAUGGCCAGGGCAUUAGAUCUGUGGAGGCAGCACUGAUGUGGUCCCUGAUGCUUUGUAGGCAGCCAGGGAAAC
Molecule: messenger RNA, 3992 nt
Organism: Peromyscus eremicus (cactus mouse)
Lineage: Eukaryota; Metazoa; Chordata; Mammalia; Rodentia; Cricetidae
Gene: Adamts15
Product: ADAM metallopeptidase with thrombospondin type 1 motif 15
Exons: 8
Coding region: 425-3277 (950 amino acids)
Biological process (GO): extracellular matrix organization; proteolysis
Molecular function (GO): zinc ion binding; metalloendopeptidase activity
Source: RefSeq, a predicted model, not a curated record